UUUGACAAGUACGAUUUGGAGACAAGAGUAAGUGCUACGCGAGGCAUGAUUGUGGACUUUGCAUUCCUCAGUGGGGCCUGGAGUCGGGAGGGUCCUGAUGCUGUUGUUUGUACAGUAAGUUCUGCGGUAUGCAAAUUAUCUGCCGUGGCACUUGGCUGGGAGAAAGCUUUCGGACACGUCGAUAACUAUGGUCUUAUCGAUAGGCAAUUGAUGGGUUGGGUCGAUGUUGACCAAAAGGGCCGGAUUAUACCAGAAUGGGCGGCAUUCGAUUUAUUCAAUUAGUAGGUGGCCGCUUUUGGACCGCUUGUUGCAAUUGUGGCAGAGAACCAAUCUUAGCGCCAUUGUCUAGACUUUGAAUAAAACCAUUCACGUCGUCGUCCUGUGACCCUCACCCUUUUGCCAUCAUGUCGUCUGCCGUUCAACGUCGUAAUGUCUCUGAGGCCUAUAGACAUCUCGCGUCUUCGAACGAUGCUCCUCUCGACUACCAACUCGUCGAAAUCCGCCAUGUUCUAGCCCAAGCCCUGGAAUCUUUGGACGCGUUCAAGCAACAAUUGGAAGUCGACGACGAAGACCUAGAUAUACUUAUGAGGCAGCCGAUUGCCCAUGAGGAGGCUACACUGGGAGAAGAAGAGCACGCUGAGAUUCGUGGUAUACAGGAGUUCAUCAAGUGCCACCGACCCAUCACGUCCGCCAUCCGCCGCUUUCCCGCAGAGAUCAUUGCCGAAAUUCUCCUUCACGCUCGUCCAGGAUGGCGUCAACUUGAAGAGUACCCGAUUGUCCACGACACAAACUGCGGGCCUUGGAGUUACAGUCGUGUCUCCUACCUGUGGCGUGGCGUAUCGCUAUCCCUGCCUCAAAUUUGGUCGGACCUCACCGUUGAUGAGCUGACUGCGACCGAGUGUCGCACCCGGCUUAAUGUUUUGAAGCUCUGGUUGAAGCGUUCGGGAAAUAAAACCCUCCGGAUUGUUGGCAAUAUCCAGGGUGAAGCCAUCAUACCUCAAUAUGAGGAUAUGAUGCGGAUGCUUGCCGCUGAGAACCAUCGUUGGGAUAUCUUCAUGUGGAACGUAGCACUGCUCAGACGUAAAAGCGCCCCUGCAGAGGGAGACGAAGCUUUUUGUCGGCAAGAGACUCUCGCAGCAGAAAUUUGGGAUGGCCCUGCAGACCAGGACAUUCUGCGACCUAAUCUCCGGAUGUACUACCUUGGAGGUUCCGACGUUGAUAGCGAUCCUUUCCGCCUUUUACGAUGCGCGCCCAACCUCGAAGCUUUAUCUUUGGGCAUCGAGAUCCAGGACCGUUUCCUCCCGGACAACACGAUGGUGUUUACGAAUAUCCAGCGUUUGGAGGUUGAUUUCACGAGCUUCGACUUGAUCCAGUACCUGACGUUGCCCUUCCUUAACGCUCUUGUUGUCACGACGUUCAGUUUUCGAGUGGUCGCCGAGUUCCUCCGUCGGUCACAAUGUCCCCUGGAAACGUUGUCUAUCCGCGAUCCCGUCCCUCUUGACGCGCGCAUGGUUCAGGUUCUUGAGGUCGUCCCUACUGUGAAGGAACUCCUCUUGUCCUGGACACAGGAGUGUACUCCUGGAUCCGCCCCCCUUGACCACGAGACAAUUCUUGAGAAACUUACUGUCAAAGAAGGCCGCCCUCUCCUCCUCCCUUUGUUGACCACUUUCUCGAUGGACGUCGACAACGAUACCGAUCUCGAUGCUUUGCUUGAUAUGCUGGAGUCGCGUUGCACUGAGAUGGAGGACCAGCCGUUGACGGAUGUCACUUUCACCUGCGAUGACCUAGACCCUGGUCUUCCUCUGCUCCGCAUGAGAGGUGGUCUUGCAGGCCUGAAGUUCCGGCACGGGUUGAAGGGUACUAUCCUUAGGCAUGGGGUUCACUGCGAGUUAGAAUUGUCAUUUUUGGACCGACGUCGAAGGUCACUGCUUAGGUGUCCGCGACGAACGGAUGUAGCUGAAAACGGGAAUAGCAUUGGCAUCAAUCUGGAAUCGGCUGAUGACUCUGACCCCGAAGACUAGUCUUAUUUUUAUGGGAUGCAUACAGCGAUACUUGCAAUUGGUUGCCAUGUACUAAGCAAGCUAAAUCUGACUUUGAUUGGUAAGUACUUAUUCCUUAGUACUUGAUCCAUCCCUUGGUGUGGUGCCAAUACAUACAGUCUCUAUGUUUCACGUU
Molecule: messenger RNA, 2175 nt
Organism: Desarmillaria tabescens
Lineage: Eukaryota; Fungi; Basidiomycota; Agaricomycetes; Agaricales; Physalacriaceae
Exons: 2
Coding region: 405-2021 (538 amino acids)
Source: RefSeq, a predicted model, not a curated record